AUGAAGCUGAACGGAGAUCUACCAGGGAGCAGCGCAUCCUGCGGUGGAGGUCUUUCGGACUUCAAGGAGGAGAUUUGGCGUGGUCGGCACGAGGUGAUGAGGCGGUGGAACUCUCACAUGCAGGCAGUUGCUCAGACCGCCGCCUCGCUCCACCCCCUUGCACACCUGAACGUGGUCAACAGGAGUGUGCUGGAGUAUUCCUUUCGAGUCCCAGCGUUUGGGAAGCAAGAGGAGGAGGAGGAGGAGGAGGAGGAGGAGGAGGAGGAGGAGGAGGAGGAGGAGGAGGAGGAGGAGGAGGAGGAGGAGCCGCUUGCGCAGUUCAUGUGCAAGGGCACUCUUGCGCCGUUUGUCUGUGCCGAGGUAAUGAUUCUCGAGUGGAUGGCUGAGCCUCGUGUGGGCGUGCUCAUGGACCUGGGGAAAAUCAGAUCCCGCCUGCCUGCCAUUCUGGCCAUUCCUGCUGCAUCUGCUCUAACUGUUGCUGCUGUUCAUUCUGCUGUGUGGACCUAUUGCUGGCGUUGCAGCAACUGCUGGGCUGCCUACCGCCCUGGGGGCGGGCAGGCAGGAGGAGUAGGACUGUGCAGCUUCCAUGCUGGUGCUGGUGCUGGGGGAGAGGGGGGGAGGCAGGGGAAAGAAUGCUGGGAAGUAGCAAGGGGAGGGGAAAGGGAGAUGGGUGACCGUGUGAGUGAAGGCAGUGGAGAGCAGACAAGGAGACUUGGGAGGGAGCUUGACCUGAUGGUUGGUGGGCGAGAAGGGGAAGAGAGAAGGCCCGUAAGGGGGCUGGUGGCGGCACCACAUGGGGUUGAUUCUGUGAAGCACGGAGGUGGGGAGGAGACAGCGAAUAUGGUAGAGGUCAAAGGGGUUGCUAGCAGGUGUGGGAGGGAUAGGAAGGACUUGAAGUGGAGGGAGCAUCUGAAGGGGCGUGUGUGGGAGGGGUAUGUGGAUGGUAUGGCUUCGAUUCUGGAGCAUGGAGGGGGGGAAGAGAGGGACUUCGCACUGGCAGUCGCAUCAGUGUUCUCCAGACCAGAGCACCGCAAGCUGGGAGCGAUGUUCUUUGCGGGGUCCACCACCACCACCAGCAUUGUGGAAGAUGCAGCCGUCACGGAGGCCAGGGGAAGGCUGUCAACGCUCAGGCUGGCAACAGAAAUGAAAGGGGGAGGGGCAGCAGGGAUGAAAGGGAGAGGGACAACAGGUGGAAAACCUGGAACAGCAGCAGCAGUGGCACCAACAACAGGGCGCCCAGCUUACAAAGCGGCUGCUACUUCAGCCCGAGCCAGACCUAACCUUGGCAGGAGUUCGACCGGCAGUUGUGCCACUUCCAACUCUUGUACCAGAGGGUCCCGUGAGACUUGCCACGUGCCUGUCAACACAGAUCAUGUCCUCCAUGUCCUGGGAGAGGUGGAGGGCGGGUUGCACCUGGGAGAGGUGGAGGGCGGGUUGCACCUGGGAGAUGUGGAGGGCGGGUUGCACCUGGGAGAGGUGGAGGGUGGGUCUUACCUGGGAGAGGGAGAGGCGGAGGAAGACGGUGUCUAUUUCAUCUCCGCCAAGAGCUGCUUCAAGGGCAACCCACGGGGCAAGGUCCUGCCCAUGCGCCACCCGCUUCGGGAUCUUCCAAGCCUGCUGGUCAGGUUCAGUGCUGUUCCCGAGCCUGUGGAUGGAAGCAGUCGCCUACCAGAGUGGGAGGAGUGGCCCGAGGGAGAUGAAGCUGCUAUGAAAUUCCCUGACGACUCGAGUGCCAGAUGCUUUGGCCUGGGCAGGGCGGAUGCGCGCAGGCAGCUGGUCCGGGCGGCCAUUCAUCGUCUUUGCCGCCGACCAGACGGCCUUAGCCUUCGCCACCAGCAAGCAGCCGGGCAGGUGCGUCCUGCUGCGAGUGAUGUAUGGCUGAGUGCUGCAUGGCUGAGUGCUGCAUGGCUGAGUGCUGCAUGGCUGAGUGCUGCAUGGUUGGGUGCUGCAUGGUUGGGUGCUACAUGGCUGGGUGCUGCAUGGCUGGAAGAAGCCUCCUCACCUUCUCACGCCCCUCCCCGUUCCACUCCUUUUCGUGCACCUUCCUCACCACCCUUCCCUUUUAAGGCACCUCAAAGUGGAGUGCUGAGGUAUGCAGACAUGUGGAGUGCUGAGCUGAGGUAUGCAGACAUGUGGAGUGCUGAGGUAUGCAGACAUGUGGAGUGCUGA
Closterium sp. Naga37s-1 is the source of this 2169-nucleotide messenger RNA. The record is from the annotation of a GenBank genome assembly. NCBI's taxonomy places the organism in Eukaryota, Viridiplantae, Streptophyta, Zygnematophyceae, Desmidiales, Closteriaceae.